Aplosporella prunicola CBS 121167 is the source of this 1897-nucleotide messenger RNA. RefSeq lists its product as uncharacterized. NCBI's taxonomy places the organism in Eukaryota, Fungi, Ascomycota, Dothideomycetes, Botryosphaeriales, Aplosporellaceae. Gene Ontology annotation, molecular function: medium-chain fatty acid-CoA ligase activity. Gene Ontology annotation, biological process: fatty acid metabolic process. The transcript is spliced from 2 exons. Bases 131 to 1678 code for a protein of 515 amino acids. The record is from RefSeq and is a predicted model, not a curated record.
CGGGCGGGAUCGGGCGACCUCUCAAGGUGAAUUUGCUUCAGAUAUGCCGAACACCCGCUUCGCUCUCCUUAUAUAUCUCUGUCUCCUCUGAAAAAUCUCCGUCAAUCUUCCUUCGAUAGGUAUCGUGAACAUGGCUACCACCCUGUCCAACGCCUUCUCGGCGCAAUCGUCGUCAACUGCCGUCAUUGUCCCCGGCAAGCCGGCCUUGACCGUUUCCUUCCAGCAACUGUCCGCCGAAGUCGCCUCUUUCCAGAAGAAGCUCGCCGCCCUGGGCAUCACCGCCGAGUCGGCCGUCUCCAUUGCCAUCCCCAACAGCUACGAGUUCAUCGUCGCCUUCCUCGCCGCAUCCUGGCAGCGGGGUAUCGCCGCCCCGCUCAACCCCGCCUACAAGCAGGACGAGUUCGAGUUCUACAUCGAUGACCUGAGCUCCGCCGUCGCCCUGGUCCCCAAGGGCCAGUUUGCCCAGAACUCGCCCGCCGUGCGCGCCGCCAGAAAGUACAAGGCCGCCAUCGCCGAGUGCUACUGGAACGGCCGCGAGGUGGUGCUGGACGUCAAGGACAAGGGCAAGCUCGCCAGCAAGGGAGGCCAGCCCGUUCAGCAGGCCCAACCCGAGGAUGUCGCUCUGGUGCUGCACACCAGCGGCACGACGGGCCGCCCCAAGGCCGUCCCCUUGACCCACCGCAACCUGACGCGCACCAUGAAGAACGUCAAGGAGACGUACGAGCUGACGCCCGAGGACCGCACCAUGCUCGUCAUGCCGCUGUUCCACGUCCACGGCCUGUUGGCCGGCUUCCUGGCGCCGCUGCACUCGGGUGGCUCUGUUGUUGUGCCGCCGCGCUUCUCCGCCUCGGAGUUCUGGGCCAAUUUCAUCGAGCACAAGGCCAACUGGUACACGGCCGUACCCACGAUCCACCAGAUCCUGCUCAAGAACCCGCCGCCCAGCCCCAAGCCCAACAUCCGCUUCAUCCGCUCCUGCUCCUCGCCCCUGUCGCCCAAGGUCUUCCAUGACCUGGAGAAGGCGUUUGAUGCGCCCGUCCUCGAGGCCUACGCCAUGACCGAGGCCUCCCACCAGAUGACGUCGAACCAGCUGCCGCACCGGGGCUCGCGCAAGCCUGGGUCUGUCGGUGUCGGCCAGGGCGUCGAGGUCCGGAUCCUGGACCAGGAGGGCAAGGAAGUGGCGCAGGGCAAGGAGGCGGAGAUCUGCAUCCGCGGCGAGAACGUGACCAAGGGCUACCUGAACAACCCCGAGGCCAACAAGUCGUCGUUCACCAAGGACGGCUUCUUCCGCACGGGCGACCAGGGCAAGCAGGACGAGGAGGGCUAUGUCAUCAUCACGGGGCGCAUCAAGGAGCUCAUCAACAAGGGUGGCGAGAAGAUCAGCCCGAUCGAGCUGGACAACGUGCUGGCGCAGCACCCGGCAGUGGGCGAGGCGGUCAGCUUUGCCAUUGCCGACGAGAUGUAUGGGCAGGACGUGGGCGUAGCGGUGGUGCUCAAGGAGGAGCAGAAGCUGACGGCUGAUGAGCUGCGCAAGUGGCUGGCGGAGCGCGUGGCCAAGUUCAAGCUGCCCAAGAAGGUCUUCUUCACGGACCACAUGCCCAAGACGGCGACGGGUAAGAUUCAGCGGCGCAUGGUGGCGGACGCAAUGCUGAAGACGGAGAAGCCCAAGGCGAAGCUGUGAGGGAUGAAGAUUGUUAAUUGUAUUCUGUGUCUGUAGUGUACUGUAGUGUUUGAUAGCAAUAUCCGUGCUGUGAUUUGGUGGUUUGGUGGCGGAGAAAAGCGGAGCGGGCAACGCGCACGCUGAAACAAUGGACUGAGCGUCGCCUGAUUAGAUUGCUAUCGAUAACUGCUGCACCUGGAAGUACAAAAGUACCGCGUCACAACAAACCGUCUCCCCCAC